UCCGCGCGCCCUGCACGGCUCUUCGCGGGCGGGACACGCUCCUGCGGGGCGGGCGGCUUCCUCCGAGUCGCCAGCGGCCGCCCGGGCCGGAGCAGCGGCAGCGGGCGCGGCGCCCCGAGUCUGCUGGCCGAGCACACCGGCAGGGGUCGGGCGCGCGUUCCCUCCCCGCCCCCACCGCGCGCUGUGGCGCAGCAGGAAUUUGGCGGGGACCCGGGCGCUAUUUGCGGCUCUUCACGCGCGGGCGUCCGGCGGCUCUUGGAUAAUUCCUAUUCUAGGGGCACUGGGUCAUCGCGCCCGACCGGCCCCCUCCCCCGGGCCUGGAGGGUGUGUCCCCCGCACCCGGGCUCGCCGCGCCUAUAAGGGGCCGCGCGGCGGGCAGGGACAUGCAGCUCUACAGCAGCGUCUGCACCCACUACCCAGCUGGGGGCCCGGGUCCCACGGCCGCCGCGCCUGCACCGCCGCCCGCCGCCGCCCCCUUCAGGGUCUCCGUGCAGCCCCCGGGGCCCGCCAGCGGCGCGCCCGAGCCCGAGACCGGUGAGUGCCAGCCCGCCGCGGCCGCCGAGCCCCGGGAAGCCGCCGCCGCCGCCCCCGCCGCCAAGAUGCCCGCCUUCUCCUGCUUCGAAAUGGUGUCGGGGGCCGCCGCGCCCUCCUCCUCCGCCUCCGCCGCCGCCGCCGGCCCGCCCGGCGGGUCCUGCAAGCCGCCUCUGCCCCCGCACUACACGUCCACGGCGCAGAUCACCGUGCGGGCCCUGGGCGCCGACCGGCUCCUGCUGCACGGGCCCGAGCCCGCCGCCGCGGCGCCCGCCCAGCGCGGCCGCUGCCUCCUGCUGGCCCCCGCGCCCGGCGCCCCGGUCCCGCCGCGGCGGGGCUCCUCGGCCUGGCUCCUGGAGGAGCUGCUGAGGCCCGACGGCCCCGAGCCCGCGGGCCUGGACGCAGCCCGGGAGGGCCCCGACCGAAACUUCCGACUGAGCGAGCACCGCCAGGCCCUGGCCGCCGCCAAGCACCGCGGUCCCGCGCCGCUCCCGGGAAGCCCGGAGCCCAGCCCCGGCCCGUGGGGCGAGGAGCACCCGGCCGAGAGGAGCCUUCGGGGCUGGGAGCGGGCCGGCGACCGCAGCGACCCUCCCAGCGCGGACGCGGCGCGGAGGCCUGCCCCCGAGCCCGAGACACCCGCGGCCCGGAGCGGCGAGGCCGCCCAGCACGGCGCUGCCGAGGCGGCACUCGUCCCCCGACCGGAUGCCAGAGACGAGAAGCUGGCCCUGUACCUGGCGGAGGUGGAGAGGCAGGACAAGUACCUGCGGCAGAGGAGCAAGUACCGAUUCCACAUCAUUCCCGACGGCAACUGCCUCUACCGGGCGGUCAGCAAGACCAUGUACGGGCACCAGAGCCUUCAUCAGGAGCUGAGGGAACAGACGGUGCACUACAUCGCCGAUCAUCUCGACCACUUUGGGCCCCUGAUUGAGGGCGACGUGGGGGAGUUCAUCAUCGCUGCUGCUCAGGACGGGGCGUGGGCCGGGUACCCCGAGUUGCUGGCCAUGGGGCAGAUGCUGAAUGUGAACAUACACUUAACUACUGGAGGGAGGUUGGAGAGCCCCACGGUGUCUACUAUGAUUCACUACUUGGGCCCAGAGGAUUCUCUAAGGCCUAGUAUUUGGCUCAGCUGGCUCAGCAAUGGACAUUAUGAUGCAGUGUUUGAUCACUCCUAUCCUAACCCAGAGUAUGACAACUGGUGCAAACAGACUCAAGUGCAAAGAAAACGCGAUGAAGAACUUGCCAAAUCCAUGGCCAUAUCCCUCUCCAAAAUGUAUAUCGAACAAAAUGCAUGCUCUUGAAGUGUCUGAAAACCUACACCCUGGGAAAGUGCAUACGUAAUUUGUGUUUGGAGAAUUAUAUGAACUCUAAUCAGGGUAAUAGCACUUUUAAAAUUAAUAGUAGGUUACUGUAGGUGUAAUGCCUUAACCUUUUUUUAAUUUUGAAUGUUUUCUCAGAGCUGAAGGUUGCUGGGCACCGAAAUGAUGCUUCACGAUAGCUUUGUACGAUCCUACUGCUAUUUAUAAUUUGCUGUAUAAAGUCAGCACUACUUAAUUUGCAAGUUAAUUUCUCACAGUGUAUAUAUUUGUUCAUUCCUGGUAAUCUAUUUUCUAUAAAAAGGUAUUUUUGCACAACAUUUAAGAAAAUUGGUGUAACUUCAUCUAUGACGUGUUCCAUUUUGACAGCUUUCCGGCAUAAACCCAGAAAAGUGCUUUAUAUGAAGCUUAUUUGAAUCAAGUUUGUGAUUUAGUAGUUAUUUUAUGUUGACGAAUUUGAAUUUUACAAUUCUUAGAUACUUUUUCAAAUGGAGAUUGAUACGUUCAUGUUAUCAGAUGAUUGGCCCAUUCCAUUUUGAUGAAACAUAUGUUUUCAUUAUUUUUUUAGAAAUGGUCAACCUUUUAAAGAGAAAUAAUAUGUAAGGGGAGAUUGUGGGAAGAUUUUUUUUUUCUUUAAGAGAUAGUGCCAGCUCUUACUUGAAUGAAAGUCUGAUAUUUGCUGAUGGCAGAGUGGUAAAUUAUUCUGGUUAAUGUUUAGAGUAGAUUGGUGCUCUCAAUCGUUUUUAUUUAUAUUUGUCAUUUUGUUGUAAAAGAAUUUUAACAUGGUGUAAAACUUUGUGAUAAGCCUCCUGCUUUAUAUAGCUUUUGGAUUAAACAGAUUUGAAAACGAAUAGGAUGGAUGCCUCGAACCAACCUUUGCAGUUAUUUUAUAGCAGGAGACUGUUGUCUUAAUAUUCUAAAUAUUAAGUCCUUUUAAAUUCUUUCAAAAGGAAAAAUAGGAUUGCCCUUUAUUAUGUACAAAUAAAAAUGUCUGUAAACCGAGCUUGUACAGUUUGCUGGGUCAAACAAUGUUCCCAACCUAAAAUCUAUCUCAUUUCCACUUAACUACUUUUAGUCAUAUUUAUUAAGUAAUGCAGUUUGUACUUUUUUAUUUUGUAACAUUUUGUGAUUUUUUUGUACAAUACUGUAUUUGUACAAUAGAGCAAUUCUCAGCUGGGUGGAAUGAAUGAAUAAAAUGCAUAGUUUUACUUACA
Molecule: messenger RNA, 3058 nt
Organism: Eptesicus fuscus (big brown bat)
Lineage: Eukaryota; Metazoa; Chordata; Mammalia; Chiroptera; Vespertilionidae
Gene: OTUD1
Product: OTU deubiquitinase 1
Exons: 1
Coding region: 384-1829 (481 amino acids)
Biological process (GO): protein deubiquitination
Molecular function (GO): cysteine-type deubiquitinase activity
Source: RefSeq, a predicted model, not a curated record